AUGUUGGAGGAGGCCGUCAUCCUUGCCGCCGUCACCGUGCUUGGCGUCCUGGAGCAAGCGUAUUUCUCUCUCCAGGUGAUCUAUGCCAGGAGGAAGUACGCAGUGUCUCCGCCCACCACUGUCGGCCCACCGGAGUUCGAGCGAGUCUUCAGAGCCCAAGCCAACUGUUCCGAGUAUUUCCCGAUCUUCAUCACCGUCCUCUGGACGUCUGGACUCUUCUUCAGCCAAGGUUUGUCUUCAGUCUGUGGUCUGGUGUAUUUGUACGGACGGUUCCGGUACUUUCAUGGAUACUCGGCCUCGGCUCAGGGACGACUCGCUCCUCUCUACCUCAGCGCUCAGGUUCUCUGGGUUCUCAUCGGGUUCUCGUGUCUCGGCGUGUUUCUGACGUUCUGCCGAGUUUACCUGGAGGUCGACCUGCUGUGUGGGCUCUGCUCUGCCCUCGGUCUUGUCUGA
Cheilinus undulatus (humphead wrasse) is the source of this 453-nucleotide messenger RNA. It is a transcript of the gene ltc4s, whose product is annotated as leukotriene C4 synthase. Gene Ontology annotation, molecular function: leukotriene-C4 synthase activity; glutathione transferase activity; glutathione peroxidase activity. The transcript has 5 exons. The record is from RefSeq and is a predicted model, not a curated record. The coding region runs from base 1 to 453 and encodes 150 amino acids. NCBI's taxonomy places the organism in Eukaryota, Metazoa, Chordata, Actinopteri, Labriformes, Labridae. Gene Ontology annotation, cellular component: membrane; nuclear envelope; endoplasmic reticulum. Gene Ontology annotation, biological process: leukotriene biosynthetic process.